Molecule: messenger RNA, 1621 nt
Organism: Candoia aspera
Lineage: Eukaryota; Metazoa; Chordata; Lepidosauria; Squamata; Candoiidae
Gene: PHF10
Product: PHD finger protein 10
Exons: 12
Coding region: 37-1506 (489 amino acids)
Cellular component (GO): npBAF complex
Source: RefSeq, a predicted model, not a curated record
GAAGUGGUCUCUAGCCCAGCCCAUCCGUGGCCGGUGAUGGCGGCGGUCCUGUCUCCGCGGGUGUGCGACAGCGACCCAGCCACGCCCGGAACCCAGUCUUUAAAGGAUGAUAUAGAAGAAAAUUCAAAUGAUGGCAGCCAACCAUCUAAAAGACGCCGCAUGGGCUCAGGAGACAGCUCGCGAAGUUGUGAGACUUCAAGUCAAGAUCUUAGUUUUAGUUAUUUUCCAGCUGAAAACCUGAUAGAAUACAAAUGGCCACCUGAUGAAACUGGAGAAUAUUAUAUGCUUCAAGAACAAGUUAGUGAAUACUUGGGGGUGACGUCCUUUAAACGAAAAUAUCCAGAUUUAGAAAGACGAGAUCUCUCUCACAAAGAGAAACUUUACCUCAGAGAACUAAAUGUCAUUACGGAAACACAGUGUACUUUAGGUCUAACUGCCUUGCGCAGUGAUGAAGUAAUUGAUCUGAUGAUUAAAGAAUACCCUGCCAAACAUGCAGAGUACUCUGUUAUACUUCAAGAGAAAGAACGUCAACGAAUAACUGACCACUAUAAGGAGUAUUCUCAAUUGCAACAGCAGAAUACCCAAAAAGUUGAAGCAAGUAAAGUUCCGGAAUAUAUUAAGAAAGCUGCCAAGAAAGCUGCAGAGUUCAACAGCAACUUAAACCGUGAACGAAUGGAAGAAAGACGGGCCUAUUUUGAUUUACAAACACAUAUUAUCCAGGUGCCUCAAGGAAAAUAUAAAAUCUUACCUACAGAAAGGACAAGAGUUAGUCCUUAUCCAGUGGCUCUCAUACCAGGCCAGUUUCAAGAGUACUAUAAAAGAUACUCUCCAGAUGAACUUCGAUAUUUGCCGCUAAAUACAGCUCUUUAUGAGCCCCCCUUAGAUCCAGAGCUGCCUGCGCUGGACAGUGAUGGAGAUUCAGAUGAUGAAGAGCGAGCAGAUGAAAAGCGGAAAAUCAAAGGCAAUUCGGACAACUCAUCUGGCAAUGUGUCUGAAGGUGAAUGCACAACAGAAAACCAGGAAGAACCUUUGCAGGGAAAACAAAAAACAAGAGAGAGAAAUUCUACUCCAAGAAAAGAGGGUUCCAAACGAUCUGUAUCCAAAUCGGUUCCUGGGUACAAGCCAAAGGUCAUUCCAAAUGCUAUAUGUGGAAUUUGUCUGAAGGGUAAGGAGUCCAACAAGAAAGGGAAGUCUGAAGCACUUAUACACUGCUCCCAAUGUGAAAACAGUGGACAUCCUUCCUGUUUGGAUAUGUCUGCAGAGCUUGUUGCAAUAAUUAAGACCUAUCCAUGGCAAUGUAUGGAGUGCAAAACAUGCAUUAUAUGUGGGCAACCUCACCAUGAGGAAGAAAUGAUGUUCUGUGAUGUGUGUGAUCGUGGCUAUCAUACAUUUUGUGUGGGGCUUGGUGCUAUCCCUUCAGGUCGCUGGAUUUGUGACUGUUGUGAAAGACAACCUCCGAUUCCCAGGGGCAGAGGAAGAAGAGCGAAGAGCAGCAAAGAAGGAUAACUGCAUAUUAACUGCACAAAAACAAGUGCUAAACUUGGUGCUACUCUACUUACCACUGUGUACAAGGAAAAACACCACUCAAAAUAGUUUCACCAAAUAAAUUUUUUAAUUUUAA